CCUACCGGAGCUAACAAGUGACGCGGGAUAUAAAUAGACUACCUAGAUCAGUGUAGUGCCUGCAGUCAGUAAAUGGAGCAGCAAGUGAGACAAGAAAGCGCUUUAGUAACUCCACACAGCAGCACAGAAACAUGCGGCUCUAGCGGCGCCUCCCCCUCACCACAAAGGCCUGAGUCGCUGGUCAGGCCACCCGACGUCAGACCGAAAGAACUCCCGGCGAGACAGACAAAACGACGCAAACCCUCAGCCUCACCGCCAACGAAUUUGAACCCUGACCCGUCCACUGCAGCAUUGACCCCAUCACCCCAGAGGACGGUCCCCAGACGUGUGAGAGAACACAAGCUUGUGUUAGACUCUGUGGCCAUCGAGCAGUCGUUCCUGUCCUCGGCAGCCGUGAGGGCUGUGGAGAUUAACCUGAGAGACUAUGCCCUCCCGUCAGAGCGCGCGCUGAUCGAGAGCGCGGUGCGUGUCUGUGUGGUGCGCUCCAGACGGUACCCAAACGCUGCACAGCUGCUGGAGUGCAUCAUAGACGCCAACUUUGAAGAGGAGAACCUUCUGAAAGAGUUUUCCGACAUCUGUAGCAGUUAUGGGGGUGUUGAAGAUUUCCCUUUUGUCAAGGAGAACUGGACACAAAGUCAAGGUCAGAACCAAGGCCAAUAUAUAACCACAGAUCAAGGUCGGAGCGAUGUCAGAAUAGAUCUCAAUGGACCUCAAGGAGAAAUCACAAAGCAUGGUGGCCCUCAUGAGAAUACCUCAGGAUUUCAGGCUGAGCGGUUUACAGCCGUGAGUCCUGUCGCCGCCGCCGCUACAGAUAUUUACACAGGUCAGUCUGGUGCUACUUGGAGUCAGGUGACGUCAGACAAUUCUGAAAGUGAAAGAAAACAAUUCCCACAAAUUCCCCAAUAUUCAGAACCAUCAACAGAAGUCACAUCGACUGAAAGAACUUCUCAAGUCCCUGAAACUUCAAUCCAAGCCAUCAACCGAACUGGGAGUGAGGUCAAAUUAGGCGCUGACGAAAGACGGAACGAAGCAAUAGGAACAAAUAAAACAGGGGAAGAAUCGACAAAAACCGAAAAAGAAGAAUUAGUUCCACAUGAUAAAACAAAAGAUGAAACAAAGGAAUCACGAAAUAGUUCUAAUACACAUUCAGAGGGUGCUGCCAGAACGGCCAGACCACCACUAACGAGGUCGGAACGCAAUAAGAAACUAAGGACAGUUUUAGAAAAUGAGCGGGAAUACCUCAAAGGCAGAGUCACGUGUUCUGUGUGUAACACACGACGGGUUGAGGUGAUCUUUUUGCCAUGCUCUCAUCUUACCACCUGCUCCGGCUGCGCUAGGCGCUGCAAGAAAUGUCCUCUGUGUGACAGGAAGGUAGCGGCCGAGGCAAAGACUUUCAUCAUGUAGGCGAAUCUUUUACUUAAGUCUCUUUCCUUCUCACGACUUCACACCUACACGCAACCACCUCCCCCCACCCACACUCAUAAAAACACACACACUCACGCCCAAAUACAGACACACGUAACUACCCCCACCCCAAUACACACAGCAUGUGUCCGAUUUUCAUACCCACAAUUAACUUUGAAACACUUUAUAAAUUAAUGUUUCGAUCUUGUGCAAUGCAAUUUGUUUGAUUUUAUGCAUGAUAAAGCCAGGGUUGUCAUACAGCGUUCUCAGGUGCUCUAUAAUAAUAUUAUAUUCUUAAAUCUUUGUUUCAUUAUUAAUUUAUUUGGAUGUUUUGCUGCCUUUUUGCUCAUUUGUUGAAGUAUUUGUUGACCCUACGUCAUAUUAUAUUAUAUAAUAAAACACUCUACUUAAAAAUGUUUCAAAACACUGUUCUUCUUUUACUGAGUUCCAGUACUACAAAAGGCAUUAUAAUGUAUUUAUGUGAGUGCGUUCGUGUGUGUGCGCAUAUUACGUGAUAUUAUAUUAUAUAAUAAAAUGCUCUACUUAAAAAUGUUUUAAAA
Molecule: messenger RNA, 1964 nt
Organism: Aplysia californica (California sea hare)
Lineage: Eukaryota; Metazoa; Mollusca; Gastropoda; Aplysiida; Aplysiidae
Exons: 2
Coding region: 73-1404 (443 amino acids)
Source: RefSeq, a predicted model, not a curated record